Messenger RNA from Prosopis cineraria, 1877 nucleotides. RefSeq names its product SUN domain-containing protein 5. Gene Ontology annotation, cellular component: membrane; cytoplasm. Lineage: Eukaryota; Viridiplantae; Streptophyta; Magnoliopsida; Fabales; Fabaceae. Bases 85 to 1800 code for a protein of 571 amino acids. The transcript is spliced from 4 exons. The record is from RefSeq and is a predicted model, not a curated record. Gene Ontology annotation, biological process: protein folding in endoplasmic reticulum.
CAACGUCUAAUAACACUGCCUUUAAGCAUGAUUCGUCUUCUUCUUCUUCUUCUUCACUCUGAUGAUCUCUAGAAUGAAUCAAGCAUGAAGAGUCAAACUCCUCCUCCUCCUCCUCCUCCUCAGACACACAGCUUCUUGGUAUUCAAAUGUCCCCAUCACAAGGACGACAACAUGAGGAGCUUUUAUGAGCUCUCUUUGUCCUUGCUCUUAUCCCUUUGGUGCUUCCUUUUUCUCUUCUACUCUAAGCCUGGCCUUGGUCAUGCAAAUGGAGCUCUGUUUGAGUUUAAUGGGUCAUCUAGCUGCGACAAAUCCAGACAUGCAAAUCAGAAACCUGCGAAACCCAUGUACUCACUUCCUGAAACAACUACGUUAGAGCAAGUAUUUCGGAAAGUUUUAGGUAAUUCUGCUUUGGUUUGUAAUAUACGGCCACAAGAAGACAUUAAACUUAGGUCAGAACAGGCUUCUGAUGUGAAUCCACCACCAUAUCUGGACAAUGAUGAAUUCCGAAACGCAACAGAACAGGGAGAAGGCAGUGCCAUGAAAUCCAAGCUUCUUAACAACACUCGGCGCUUUGAACCUGAUGAAUCAGAGUUCAACUUUGCCUCUGAGUCUAAAGGGGCAAAGGUGGUGGCUCAUAAUAAGGAGGCAAAGGGUGCAAGUAAUAUACUAGGGAAGGAUCAUGACAAGUACCUGAGAAAUCCUUGUUCUGUGACAGGAAAGUAUGUUGUGAUUGAGCUUGCAGAAGAGACUCUGGUUGAUUCUGUGAAAAUUGCAAACUUUGAGCAUUACUCUUCCAAUUUCAAGGAAUUUGAACUGCAUGGAAGUUUGAGCUAUCCAAGUGAAUCAUGGGACUUGCUGGGAAACUUUGUUGCAGCUAACGUGAAGCAGGCCCAGGUAUUCACAUUGCCUGAACCCAAAUGGGUGAGGUAUUUAAACUUGAGCUUGCUUAGUCAUUAUGGUUCAGAGUUUUACUGUACACUGAGUCACGUGGAAGUUUAUGGGAUUAAUGCAAUAGAGAGGAUGCUUGAAGAUCUAAUAGUAGCCACAGGGGCGUCUGUUCAUAAUAAGUUGCCAGAGCAUAAUUCUAGCGACAUCCCUUCCUUGAAGCCAGAAGGUCGUCAAAUUGACAGAAAAGGGAAAGAAAUUGAAAGUGAGAAAGAUGGAGCGGCUGCUGAGACCUUAAGCAAUGUCACUCAAAAGCUUGAGGAAGGAGCAAUAAAAAAUCAGACCACUCUGAACAAGAUUCCUCAUCUUCCUGAUCCUGUAAUAGAAUUCAAACAGCUAAAUGGUAGGGUCGCUGGUGACAUUGUUCUCAAGAUUUUGAUGCAAAAGGUGAAGUCAAUGGAGCUCAACUUAUCAGGGUUAGAGGAGUUCGUCAAAGAAUUGAAUAGGAUGCAGAGCGAGGCAAUACCAGAUCUCGAGAAAGAGUUGUCCAGAUUAUCAGAAACCAUAGAGCAAAGCAAAUCAGAGAUCAAAGAUCUCUGGCAGCGAAUCACAAACAUGGAAAAAGGAGUAUCUGAAGUUGAGUCAUGGAAAGAUCCUAUCUUGUCUCAGGUCAAUGCAUUGGUUAGAGAAAAUAGCAUGCUAAGAACAGAUGUUCAAAAAAUUGGAAGUAAUCAAGCAAAUCUGGAAACUAAAGAGCUUGCCGUGCUAGUAGUGAGCCUCCUAUUUGUGUGCCUUGCAAUUUUCAAGAUAGUUUUGGUAGGAGCAUAUAGUUACGGUAAGGAAUGCCAGACGAGUAGAGGUUGGGUUACGUUACUUGUUUGUUGCAGUGUAACCUUAAUCAUUAUCUUGCUCUAAAGCUAGUCAGUCGUUGCCCUUGUAGUAAUAGCUUCUGUAAUCACACAUUCUAUCCCAAAGCGUUGCAUUGAUAUCAA